Messenger RNA from Actinia tenebrosa (Australian red waratah sea anemone), 1991 nucleotides. RefSeq lists its product as uncharacterized. The record is from RefSeq and is a predicted model, not a curated record. Lineage: Eukaryota; Metazoa; Cnidaria; Anthozoa; Actiniaria; Actiniidae.
UAAAAAGAUUGUACUAAGUCAUUUCUUCCUAUCAAACAUUUAAGUUAAGAACUGAGUUAUACACAGGCGGGCUUAAUGUGCACUUGGGCCGCUGUUCUCGAUACACGACAAUGAAUGGUACCAAAUGUUGGCUGAACUUCAAGCAGAGAAAUUCCAACUUCAGUGCAGUUCUUAUCUUUGUUACCACAUUUUUAGCCUGGGCCAAAAUAGAUGCAUCGGUCUGCAAACAAGGUUGGGUAGAAUGGAACAAUAUCUGCUACAUACUGAAACAAAAUAGUGAGGACUGGAAAACUUCUCAAUCCAAUUGUGUAGCAGAAGGUGCAAACCUCGCUUCUAUUGGAAGCGAGGAAGAGUACAUCUUCGUGUUGUCUCUACUUCAUGGCGCAUCCGUCAACCAGAUAUGGAUUGGCCUUAACGAUAAUGAUAAUGAAGGACAAUUUCAGUGGGUGGAUAAAAGUCCUUUAGUCUUUACGAACCUGAGCAACGACUCUCCAAACACAGUUGCCAGGAAUUGCAUCCAAAUAAAAGCUUAUAAGUGGAGUCCUCAAUAUUGUGCGCUUGGCUUGAAAGCACUGUGCAAAUAUGUCCCCAUUGUCUUCGAGGAAGAUUUUUCCUUCCAAGUAAACUUCACUCGCCAACAGCUCUACACCAGCUUGCCGCAUAAACUCCUCCUAAAUCACGUGCUCAGUAAAAAAUCAGUUCCAUCUUUGCUACAUUGCACGUUAAUUUGCUUAAGAGACGCAAAAUGCAUGUCGUUGAACUACAGAAGCCCUCAGAACUCACAGGUCAAGAAUGGGUUAUGUAUUUUGCAUUCAGCGACAGCUGAUGAAUUCCCUGAAGACUUUGUUGACAAUUCUGUGUACAUAUACGCUUUACCUAUUAAGUAAUGGGUGUUUGGACAACCGCAACAUUUCCUAUAUUAUAUAUAGAGUCCGCAGUAAUAUGAGUAAUUAGUCUAAAACGUGUAAAAAAAAUGCGCUUGCUAUAAGUUGACCUUAUGCGAAUAGACAAAUUCCAUGGCCGCCAUCUAGGGAAAACUAAAGAAUUUCAUGCAGUUAUUCUAGGAAAUAAAAACUCUUGCAGAAAAAAAUAUUGCACCUUAUAUACUUUUUGACGUAGAACAUAGCUGCUAUGAAACCUCUCUGUAGCUGGUGCACAAAAUUUGUUGAGCAAAAUAUAUUAUUUGUUAUUGGCGAGCGAGCAAGUGGUUGCUGAUGCCGAAGGCAGAGGAAAAUAAUUGCUUGCGAGAAUCUAGCAAUUCACGAUAUUUUGUGAUAACCGAGUUCAAUAAUCGUUUUAUCAUUGAAAUUCAUAGGAAUUUUUCCCUUUCUUAUUGUGCUUUGAUUAUUUUUGAUGGCUAUCAAACAUACCAAGUCAUGCAGGGAAGCGAGCCAUACUGACAAAUGCAACGUUACUGCGCAUGAGCAAGAUUACAAGAAAACACCUUUGCACCGUAAUGCGCAUGAGCAGAAUAUUAUUGUAGGCAGUUUUCGACAGAAAAAAAUAAUUUGAAUAAUGAAUGCAAUUAUUUGAAAGUUAUUUUUUCUUUCUAGUAGUACUAUGAUAGUAUAUAAUAAUGAAUAAAUCGAUAAGAAUAUCCUCAUGUCAGGCUUAUGUAAAUGUAUAUGAUAUAUAUGUGUGUUAACAGAUAUACUCUAAGCUAAUCCAAAUACGAGGCUUCGAAAAGCUUCAAAAAUCGCCGCGUUGGAUUUGUUUUUAUCGAGAGGCUUUCGUAUGAGUGGGAAACGGUACGGCAAAUUGUGUAGCCGUAGCGGUGCCAAUGCUGGUGCCGUGUGCUUUCCGGACAUUAAGUACUGUACGUCUCGCACUCAUGCGAAAACCGUUGUACAUAAUAGCAUUUGAAUCGUUGACACCCGUUCUUUCUCCCCAGCUCAACUCCUAAUACUAUUAAAUUGUAUAUCAUAAGUAUUACAAAAAUCGUAAUAAAAGUAUAGACCAAAGCUAAGAUAAUAAACUGUAGAUACAAACUC